UUGCAUGUGUGCUAAUCAACACACAGAAGAAGAAGCUGGUAGCUGAGUUAAGAUGGCGGCAUGUGGGUGAGGAGGCUGUGGUUCUAAGCUCGGGAUUUUUCGUCAUAAAGGAUUUCUAUGAAUACUAGCAUACACAAUUAUUGAUAAAAUACAAUUUUCCAAACACUUCACACAUUUGUGUGUUAUUUUGGGUUGGACCGAUGACAUCCAUACACUUCGUGGUUCACCCGUUGCCCGGGACCGAGGACCAGCUAAAUGACAGGCUUCGUGAAGUUUCAGAGAAACUUAAUAAAUACAACUUUAACAGUCAUCCACACCUCAAUCUAUUGGAGCAGGCUACAUUAAAACAGUGUGUGGUUGGACCAAACCAUGCUGGAUUUCUACUUGAGGAUGGACGUGUGUGUCGGAUCGGCUUUGCUGUCCAGCCUGAUCGUCUGGAACUAAGCAAACCAGAUGGCAACGAUGGUUCAAAGUUGAGUGGCAGUGGUUCAGGGACAGGAAGGAGCUCCAGGCCAGGCAGGACUAGUGAUCCUCCCUGGUUUCUGUCUGGCUCUGACACUCUGGGCAGACUGGCAGGCAACACCCUUGGGAGUCGCUGGAGCUCUGGAGUUAACGGUGGGUCAGGAGGAGGGGGCGGUGGAGGCGCAGGCGGGGGAAGCAGCAGCGGAGGAGGAGCAGGAGGAGGAGGAGGAGGAGGAGGUGGCAGUGGUGGUGGAGGAGGGAGUGGUGGUGGUGGUGGUGGAGGUGGUUCUUCUGGGAGGUCAUCUACAGCUGCCCGGGACUCAAGACGUCAGACAAGGGUGAUCCGCACAGGGAGGGAUCGUGGCUCUGGUCUCCUAGGCAGCCAGCCCCAGCCUGUCAUCCCAGCCUCGGUCAUCCCAGAGGAACUCAUUUCCCAGGCCCAGGUGGUCCUCCAGGGUAAGUCCAGGAGUGUGAUCAUUCGGGAGCUCCAGAGGACCAACCUGGAUGUCAAUCUGGCAGUCAACAACCUACUGAGCAGAGACGAUGAGGACGGGGAUGACGGAGACGACACGGCUAGUGAGUCAUAUCUCCCCGGAGAGGACCUGAUGUCCCUGCUGGAUGCUGACAUCCACUCAGCCCACCCCAGUGUCAUCAUCGACGCUGAUGCCAUGUUUUCUGAGGACAUCAGCUACUUUGGCUACCCUUCCUUCAGGCGCUCUUCUCUGUCCCGCCUGGGCUCCUCGAGAGUUCUCCUUCUUCCCUUAGAGCGGGACUCUGAGCUGUUGCGUGAGCGAGAGUCUGUCUUGAGGUUGCGGGAGCGGAGGUGGCUGGAUGGGGCAUCAUUUGACACCGAGCGCGGCUCCACCAGCCGUGAGGGAGAGCCCAGCCUGGACAAAAAGAACAUCCCUGUCCAGAGCCCCGUCUCCCUGGGUGAAGAGUUGCAGUGGUGGCCAGACAAGGAUGGUGUAAAGUUUGUGAGCAUCGGGGCCUUGUUUUCUGAGCUGGUUGCAGUGAGUGCUAAGGGGGAGCUUUACCAGUGGAAGUGGAGCGAACCAGAACCAUAUAGAAACACACAGAACUCUUCGAUCCACCAUCCCCGGGUGUCCUUCCUGGGCCUGAUCAAUGAGAAGAUCACCCUGCUGUCUGCUAACAGUAUCCGAGCCACGGUGGCCACAGAGACCAACAAGGUGGCGACCUGGGUGGAUGACACCCUGAGCAGUGUGGCGUCCAAACUGGAGCACAGUGCCCAGAUCUACCCGGAGCUGCAGGGGGAGCGCAUCAUGUCUCUACAGUGCUGUGCCCUCUACACCUGUGCCCAGCUGGAGAGCAGCCUGUAUUGGUGGGGUGUUGUGCCUUUCAGUCAACGUAAAAAGAUGCUUGAAAAAGCCAGAGCCAAGAACAAGAAGCCAAAGUCCAGCGCAGGUAUCUCCUCUAUACCCAACAUCACAGUGGGAACUCAGGUGUGCCUGAGGAAUAACCCCCUCUACCAUGCUGGUGCCGUGGCCUUUUCUGUCAACGCUGGGAUCCCCAAGGUGGGGGUGCUCCUCGAGUCUGUCUGGAACAUGAACGAUAGCUGCAGGUUCCAGCUGCGAUCGCCAGAGAGCCUCAAGAAUAUGGACAAGGUGACCAAGACCCAGGAGAUCAAAGCGGAGAGCAAGCCAGAGUUGGUGAAGACUGAGAUGGGGCCCCCUCCCUCACCGGCCUCCACUUGCAGUGACACCUCCUCCAUUGCUAGCAGUGCCUCACUGCCCUACAAACGAAGGCGUUCCACCCCGGCUCCCAAAGAGGAGGAGAAGGUGAAUGAAGAGCAGUGGCCUCUUCGAGAAGUGGUGUUUGUGGAAGAUGUUAAGAAUGUCCCGGUGGGAAAGGUGCUGAAAGUGGAUGGCGCGUAUGUCGCUGUGAAGUUUCCUGGGACGUCGAGCAGCGUGAGCACACAGCCCAGUCAGACUAGUGCUCCAGCUCCCAUCACUGACUCUGACCCGUCCUCGCUGCUGCAGGACUGUAGGCUGCUCAGAAUAGAUGAGUUACAGGUGGUCAAAACCGGUGGAACUCCUAAAGUUCCUGAUUGCUUUCAGCGCACACCUAAAAAACUCUCUAUCCCAGAGAAGGCUGAAAUUCUGGCUGUUAAUGUUGACUCCAAAGGAGUCCAUGCAGUGCUCAAGACUGGUAACUGGGUCAGGUACUGUAUCUUUGACCUGGCCACAGGCAAAGCGGAGCAGGAGAAUAACUUCCCCACCAGUAACCUAGCCUUUCUGGGACAGAGUGAACGUAACGUGGCUAUCUUCACUGCAGGACAGGAGUCUCCUGUCAUCCUUCGGGAUGGAAACGGCACAAUUUACCCAAUGGCCAAAGACUGUAUGGGUGGAAUCCGAGACCCUGAUUGGUUGGAUCUGCCGCCCAUUGCGAGCCUUGGCAUGGGGGUGCACUCCCUUGCCAACCUCCCUACCAACUCUACCAUCAAGAAGAAAGCUGCUAUUAUCAUCAUGGCUGUGGAGAAGCAGACCCUGAUGCAACACGUUCUGCGUUGUGACUUUGAAGCCUGCCGUCAGUACCUUGUGAAUCUGGAGCAGGCUGUUCUGCUGGAGCAGAGUCCGCACACCCUCAACUCCCUCCUGGGCCACCGCUGUGACGGCAACCGCAACAUCCUCCAUGCCUGUGUGUCCGUCUGUUUCCCCGUCAGCAACAAGGAGACCAAAGAAGAGGAAGAAGCUGAGCGGUCUGAGAGAAAUACAUUUGCUGAGAGAUUGUCAGCAGUGGAGGCCAUCGCCAACGCUAUCUCUGUGGUGUCUAGCAACAGCUCAGGGAACAGAACCGGCUCCUCUAGCAGCAGAGGGCUGCGUCUGAGGGAGAUGAUGAGGCGCUCUUUGAGAGCGGCGGGGCUUGGCCGUCAUGAGUCUGGACCCUCCUCAAGUGACCACCAGGACCCUGUGUCUCCGCCCAUCGCCCCUCCCAGCUGGGUGCCCGACCCUCCUCCCAUGGACCCAGACGGUGACAUAGACUUCAUCCUGGCCCCAGCAGUGGGAUCCCUCACCACAGCCUCUACAGGGACCAGCCAGGGUCCCAGCACCUCCACCAUACCAGGCCCCUCUGAGCCCUCGGCGGUGGAGUCGAAAGACCGCAAGGCCAACGCCCACCUUAUCCUGAAGUUGAUGUGUGACAGCGUGGUUCUCAGGCCACACCUCCGCGAGCUGCUCUCUGCCAAGGAUGCCCGUGGAAUGACCCCCUUCAUGCUGGCCGUCAGUGGGAGAGCCUACCCAGCUGCCAUCACUGUUCUAGAGGCUGCGCAGAAAAUGGCCAAGGUGGGAGACCCCGGCAUCGUGGAGAAAGAGGAUGCCGACUCUGUGUUCAUGGAGAUGAUCUGUCCCUCUGGGACCAACCCUGACGACUCUCCGCUCUAUGUCCUGUGCUGCAAUGACACCUGUAGCUUCACCUGGACAGGAGCUGAGCACAUCAACCAGGAUAUCUUUGAAUGCAGGACCUGCGGCCUGUUGGAGUCUCUCUGCUGUUGCACUGAAUGUGCCAGGGUCUGUCAUAAGGGACACGACUGCAAACUAAAGAGGACAUCUCCCACUGCGUACUGUGACUGCUGGGAGAAGUGCAAGUGUAAGACGCUGAUUGCUGGACAGAAAGCUGCUCGCCUGGACCUGCUGUACAGACUUCUCACCACCACUAACCUGGUCACCACGCCUAACAGCAGGGGGGAGCACAUAUUGCUGUUUCUGGUGCAGACUGUUGCUAGGCAGAGUGUAGAGCACUGCCAGUAUCGGCCUCCUCGCAUCAGAGAGGACAGAAACCGCAAGGCUGCCAAUGCAGAAGACUCUGACAUGCCCGACCAUGACCUGGAGCCUCCUCGCUUCGCCCAGCUGGCCCUGGAGAGGGUGCUGCAGGACUGGAAUGCCCUCAAGUCCAUGAUUAUGUUUGGAUCCCAGGAGAAUAAAGACCCGCUGAGUGCUAGCAGUCGUAUCGCUCAUCUUCUUCCCGAGGAGCAGGUGUACCUGAACCAGCAGAGUGGUACCAUCCGCCUGGACUGCUUCACUCACUGCCUCAUUGUCAAGUGUGCCCCUGACAUUACAGUAAGUCGGUUUAUUGACACCCUGCUGGGGACCCUGGUAAAGGAGCUGCAGAACAAGUACACUCCUGGGAGGAGAGAGGAGGCCAUCGUUGUCACAAGGAGGUUCCUGCGUUCUGUGGCCAGGGUCUUUGUCAUCCUUAGUGUCGAGAUGGCAUCAUCCAAAAAGAAAAAUAACUUCAUCCCCCAGCCCAUUGGGAAGUGCCGGCGUGUGUUCCAGGCCCUGCUGCCGUAUGCGGUGGAGGAGCUCUGCAACGUGGCUGAGUCCCUCAUCGUGCCGGUGAGGAUGGGCAUCGCCAGGCCCACCGCCCCCUUCACCCUGGCCAGUACCAGCAUCGACGCUGUACAGGGCAGUGAAGAACUCUUCUCCGUGGAGCCGUUGCCACCAAGACCUUCCCCGGACCAGUCCAGCAAUUCGAGUCAGACCGCAUCGUCAUACAUCAUCAGGAACCCCCAACCUCGUCGCAGCAGCCAGUCCCAGCCGGUCAGAGGGAGAGACGAGGAGCAGGAUGACAUUGUGUCAGCUGAUGUUGAAGAGGUGGAGGUUGUGGAGGGUGUUGCUGGGGAGGAGGAUCACCACGACGACCAGGAGGAACAGGGAGAGGAGAAUGCUGAGGCCGAAGGACAGCACGAUGAACAUGAUGAGGACGGGAGUGACAUGGAGUUGGACCUGCUGGCUGCCGCAGAGACCGAGAGUGACAGUGAGAGUAACCAUAGCAACCAGGACAAUGCCAGCGGGCGAAGGAGUGUUGUCACCGCUGCAACUGCUGGCUCCGAAGCAGGAAGUAGAAUGUCCAUGGCUUUUCCUAAUUUUGGUGCCAGCAGUGUCCCUGCCUUCUUCUCCGAGGACGACUCCCAGUCCAACGACUCGAGCGACUCAGACAGCAGCAGCAGCCAGAGUGAUGACGUGGACCCAGAGACCUUCCUGUUAGACGAGCCCUUGGAGAGGACCACGAGCGCCUCGCACGCCAACAGCGCUGCCCAGGCCCCACGCUCCAUGCAGUGGGCUGUGCGCAACACCCCCACCCAGAGGGCCACCGGCAGCGCCCCCUCCAGCUCCUCCACCCCUGCCGCCGGCUCCACGGGUCUGAUCUACAUUGACCCGUCCAACCUGCGGCGCAGCAGCGCCAUAAGCACCACCGCCGCGGCGGCGGCGGCAGCCCUGGAGGCGUCCAACUCCUCCAGCUACCUGACGUCGGCCUCCAGCCUGGCCCGAGCCUACAGCAUCGUCAUCAGACAGAUCUCUGACCUGAUGAGCCUCAUCCCCAAGUACAACCACCUGGUCUACUCCCAGUACCCAGCCGCCGUCAAACUCACCUACCAGGACGCGGUCAACCUGCAGAACUUUGUCGAGGAGAAGCUGAUCCCCACGUGGAACUGGAUGGUGUCCAUCAUGGACUCCACUGAAGCUCAGCUUCGUUACGGCUCGGCCCUGUCCUCUGCCGGUGACCCUGGACACCCUUCACACCCUCUCCACGCUUCGCAGCACUCAGCCCGCAGGGAGCGCAUGACCGCCCGUGAGGAGGCCAGCCUCCGCACCUUGGAGGGACGCAGGCGUGCAGCCACUUUGCUGACAGCUCGUCAGGGGAUGAUGUCAGCGCGGGGAGACUUCCUGAACUACGCCCUGUCUCUGAUGCGUUCCCAUAAUGACGAACACUCCGAUGUUCUGCCAGUGCUGGAUGUGUGUUCCCUCAAACACGUGGCUUACGUCUUCCAGGCUCUCAUCUACUGGAUCAAAGCCAUGAACCAGCAAACCACUCUAGAUACAACACAAAUUGACCGCAAGAGGAACCGUGAGAUUCUAGAACUGGGAUUGGACAACGAAGAUUCCGAACAUGAGAAUGAUGAGGACACCAAUCAAAGCUCAACUCUCCAGGAUAAGGAUGAUGACCCAGUCCCUGCUGAGACUGGACAGAACCACCCGUUCUUCCGGCGCUCCGACUCCAUGACCUUUCUGGGCUGUAUCCCUCCCAAUCCAUUCGAGGUUCCCCUGGCUGAGGCUAUUCCCCUGGCUGACCAGCCUCACCUGUUGCAGCCCAAUGCGAGGAAGGAGGAUCUGUUUGGACGUCCUAGUCAGGGUCUGUACUCAUCCUCGUAUGUGGCAAGUAAAGGCCUGGCCGAGACUUCCCUGGACCGCAACUGCCUGGAGGUAAACAUGGGCUCCUCUCAGAUCCUUCCCACUAAGAUGUCCUACUCUGCCAACCUGAAGAAUGUGAUGAGUAUGGAGACUAGUCAGCGAGGCGGAGAGGACCAGCCCAUGGACCAGGAGUUGGAGGCUCCAAAAGCAGGUCCUUCGCCCCACGACCUGGCCGCCCAGCUGAAGAGCAGUCUCCUGGCUGAGAUAGGCCUCACGGAGAGUGAUGGACCACCACUCCCUUCCUUUAGACCCCAUUGCAGUUUCAUGGGUAUGGUGAUAUCCCAUGACAUGCUGCUGGGACGCUGGCGUCUGUCUCUGGAGCUGUUUGGACGUGUCUUCAUGGAGGAUGUUGGAGCAGAGCCUGGAUCGAUCCUGACUGAGCUGGGGGGCUUUGAGGUGAAGGAAUCAAAGUUCCGUCGGGAGAUGGAGAAACUGCGGAACCUCCAGUCACGUGACCUGGCCCUGGAGGUGGACCGCGACCGCGACCAGCUAAUCCAGCAGACCAUGCGGCAGCUCAACACCCACUUCGGCCGGCGCUGCACCACCACCCCGAUGGCCGUGCACCGCGUGAAGGUCACAUUCAAGGAUGAACCCGGCGAGGGCAGUGGUGUGGCCCGUAGCUUCUAUACGGCCAUCGCCCUGGCCUUCUUGUCCAACGACAAGCUGCCCAAUCUGGACUGUGUGCAGAGCGUCAGCAAGGGCAUGCAGGCCAGCAGUACGUGUCAUCACGAUUACAACUCAAAUCUGAUGCAACGGCUGAGGAACAGAGACCGCGAGAGGGAGAGGAGGAGUGGUGGACUCAGAGCCAGCUCCAGGAGAGACCGAGACAGCUCCCGUUUGGCUAGUGUCUCAUCUAUCAACCUUGAUCGUGGUUCCCUCAGCACUGACAGCUGUGUUGGCAUCACAACUGGGUCCGAGUUCCGAACAUUCAAAUGGAUCAUGGACUCUAGAAGACAGCUGUCCAUUGACACCCGGCCCUUCAGGCCUGCCUCUGAGGGGAACCCCAGUGACGAACCGGAUCCCCUGCCAGCCCACAGACAGGCCCUGGGAGAAAGGCUGUAUCCCCGCGUUCACGCUAUGCAGCCGGCGUUUGCCAGUAAGAUCACAGGCAUGCUGCUGGAGCUGUCCCCCGCCCAACUGCUGCUUCUCCUGGCCAGUGAGGACUCUCUCAGGGCCAGGGUGGAGGAGGCCAUGGAGCUGCUCAUCGCACAUGGAAGGGAAAAUGGUGCCGACAGCAUAUUGGACCUAGGACUUCUGGAAGCUCCUGAGAAAGCCCAGCAACAGGAUAACCGCAAGCGUCAUGGCUCCACCCGCAGUGUGGUAGAUAUGGAGCUGGACGACCCAGAUGACGGAGAUGACAAUGCUCCCCUGUUUUACCAGCCUGGCAAGAGGGGUUUUUACUCCCCCCGGCCUGGCAAGAACACAGAGGCCCGGCUGAACUGCUUUAGGAACAUCGGCAGAAUACUAGGGCUGUGUCUGCUGCAGAAUGAGCUCUGUCCAAUCACUUUGAACCGACAUGUCAUCAAGGUGCUGCUUGGCAGAAAGGUCAACUGGCAUGACUUUGCCUUCUUUGACCCGGUAAUGUAUGAGAGCCUGCGGCAGUUAAUCCGUCACUCGCAGGCCGGAGAGGCAGAGGCUGUGUUUGCUGCCAUGGACUUGGCCUUCGCCAUAGACUUGUGCAAAGAGGAAGGGGCUGGACAGGUGGAGCUUCUGUCAGGUGGAGUCAACGUGCCUGUGACUCCUCUCAACGUUUACGAAUACGUGAGGAAGUACGCAGAACACAGGAUGCUUGGGGUUGCUGAGCAACCUCUUCAUGCGAUGAGGAAGGGUCUUUUGGAUGUCCUUCCUAAGAAUGCGCUGGAGGACUUGACAGCUGAAGACUUCCGGCUGCUGGUCAAUGGUUGUGGAGAGGUCAAUGUGCAGAUGCUCAUCAGCUUCACCUCCUUCAAUGAUGAAUCUGGAGAAAAUGCUGACAAGUUGUUGCAGUUUAAACGCUGGUUUUGGUCCAUCGUGGAGAAGAUGAGCAUGACUGAGAGGCAAGAUCUGGUCUAUUUCUGGACGUCCAGCCCAUCUCUGCCAGCAAGUGAAGAAGGCUUCCAGCCCAUGCCCUCCAUCACGAUCAGGCCACCAGACGACCAGCACCUUCCUACAGCUAACACCUGCAUCUCACGCCUAUAUGUGCCACUGUAUUCCUCCAAACAGAUUCUAAAACAGAAACUCUUACUAGCCAUUAAGACCAAGAACUUUGGUUUUGUGUAGAGGUUGACAAACAUGUUUACCUGUUGUGUAAUAUUUACCUAGUUCCAUUUUUGUAGAUUUAUUUUUUGUCUAUACAAUUUUAUGGAAUUCGAAGAAAAAUUGCUGUUGCUCCCCUGGCGGUAAUAUUGUUUGUGUUGUGAACACAGACAGCUUGUUAUUUUAUUGUAGUUUCUUUUUUUUUUUUUUUUUUUUUUUUUUUUUUUAGUUCUGAAGGUAAUAUACAUUCCUGCAUUGGCUUUGUAAAGGUGAAGCCCACAACUCUGCUCUAUUGGCUUAAACUUUUACUUCCCAGGAAUUUGGCUCCACAGCAAAUUGUCUGCCGAAACCCAGCCAAAGAUGACAGCAGUAGAAGUAUUUAAAAAGUAAAAAGAAAACACACACUGUGAUUAUGAUUUUGUUCCUUGCCCUAAACAGAAUACUUAGUAUCACUGACAGUUCACUGCUGCCUUUGUGGAAAGUAAUUUUUUCUUGUAUAGGGGGAGUAGGGAAUUUCAAAAUAAACUUGGAUGCAAACAAUCUA
This is a messenger RNA of Esox lucius (northern pike), 9447 nucleotides long. It is a transcript of the gene ubr5, whose product is annotated as ubiquitin protein ligase E3 component n-recognin 5. The record is from RefSeq and is a predicted model, not a curated record. Bases 201 to 8927 code for a protein of 2908 amino acids. Gene Ontology annotation, biological process: regulation of double-strand break repair; protein polyubiquitination; DNA damage response. Gene Ontology annotation, molecular function: ubiquitin-protein transferase activity; zinc ion binding; RNA binding. The transcript has 58 exons. Lineage: Eukaryota; Metazoa; Chordata; Actinopteri; Esociformes; Esocidae. Gene Ontology annotation, cellular component: nucleus.